Molecule: messenger RNA, 13073 nt
Organism: Xyrichtys novacula (pearly razorfish)
Lineage: Eukaryota; Metazoa; Chordata; Actinopteri; Labriformes; Labridae
Source: the annotation of a GenBank genome assembly
AUGUCUCUGGCUGACCAGAGCCAGCAGUUGUUCCCCACGAGUGUCCAGGUAACGGUGCAUCAGGCUCGAGACCUGCGCGCGAAGGGCAAGAAUGGCACGAACGACGCCUAUGCCAUCAUGCAAGUGGCCAAAGACAAGUUUUCGACCUCCGUGGCAGAGAAAAGUGUCGCUCCUGUGUGGAAAGAGGAGGCUACGUUCGACCUGCCACUCUUCCACCCGGGAAACGCCGAACGCUGCACCCUCUAUAUCAUAGUUAUGCACCGGGCUCAUGUGGGACUCGACAAGCACCUGGGUCAGGCUGUGGUGAACCUACUGGAUCUGUACGACGACAAGUCCCGCAAAAAGACCGAGUAAGUACACUGGUAAAUAGGUGAAGUUAAAAGUCACGCAUAAGACAUAACUCAUAGGGGAGACUGGGGUAAGUUGAGCCACCCCCUGUUGCUUGGAAAUGGUCAAAGAAAUUAAUCAUUUGACCAAAUAUUAGGUUAGAAGCACAUGGGUGAAGGGGUUAGACAUUUAUUUAAAAAAAAUAUAUACAAUUUUUCACUCUUGAAAGUGAAUUUAGUCUGUCAUAAGUUUUUCUAGGAUUGUGUUCAGACCAAAAAAGAUUAUUUUAAAUUAGUUUUAUACAUCAAUUGUGGUAUCUAUGAGCUACAACAUGAGGUCAGAAACCUUUAAAAGUCCACCAUUUUAGCUUAGAGGACUAAUAAAGUCAUCAUAGUAGUUCUGGGGUAAGUUGAGUCAGUGGCUAAACUGAGAAAGUAAAGUAAAGAGUUUACAAUUUAUAUUGUCAACUUACCCCAUACACGGGGUAAGUUGACCAUAGGAGACCACUUUUUUUGGCAUGUUAUAUUAUCAAGACAGUUAUGUUUACACUCAUUCUGUUGGUUUGCAGGGAUUCACAACAUCUUGAAAUAUAUGCAGAUACACUAGUUAAAGACAAAACUAUGAUCGCCUUGAAUGUAGUGAUUCAAAAUAUGAAAACUCCCCUACACCAUGUGGGAUAGAUAUCUAGGAAUUCAGCAGGGCUUUCCUGACUUUAGAGCUAUGUAUAAGAGUUUACAACCCCCAAAUCUAACCCCUUUUUAAGCCAAAGUAUAGCUGCAUCAUUUAUCCCAGAUAAGCAUCACCAGAGAGCAUCUGCAAACUUUAAGACGCACAGAGAGAAAAGACCCACCCUCCGGUGCUGCACAGGUGAAUCACCACUCACCAAAAAGUUUGACUUAAAGCUACACAUUUUUCAGUAAAACCCGUUUGACCCUUCUCUAUGCACCGGUGUGUUAAAUGCUUUGAACCCCUGAUAAACAUCUUUCUUCAAGGAUCCUCUCUCUGAUAUUCUGACAGAUAAAUUGGAGAUAAAAUUUUCAAGUUUACACUCACUUAAAAUACCAUAGCCACUAGUUUAUAUCAGUGUUAUAUAUAUUAUUACCUGUGACAUUUACCUUUGUAUUAGGUCUUCAGUCAUCUUGCUGUUCUAUUUUGUUUGAAGUUAAGUGGAUGAACAACACAAUACACAAUUCUACAAAUCAUUCAAAAUGUCUAAGUCUGUUCCUGGUUUUGCAGAAAAAAAGUGAACAAUUUAAAAUCCUGAAUUAUCAUCAGUCCUGUUAUUAACUUUCAUUAUAUUCUCCAUCAGUCAUUCUGUCCACUCUUUCCUUUUUAAAGACACGAGUGAAGUUCACGUGUCUAAAAUUUGUAUUUAUACAAAUGAAUAAUACAUUCUUUUGAGAUAACCUUUUGUGCGAAUAGCUUACCUCAAACACAAUAUUUUGAACAGGCCACUAAAGGGAAGAAAAAAACAAGCUAUUAACUUUGAAAUGUAAACUCUAAGAUAGCAUCUCUCUCCACCCCAUUCCUUUUUAUCAGUGACUGAGACAAAAAACAGAAACUCUGGGAUUGUGGGAAAACAGACAGAGAUAACUAUGAUCUCAUCACUUCUCUUUUCCUGCUGGGCAAACCCCCUAACACUGGGCUGACACUUGUACUACGUAAACACAGCUGAUCGUGUCACUACCAUCUUUGUAACGCCUAUUUGGAAAAUUAUUUUCCCACAUCGGUGUCGUUAAUCCCUCACAUUCUUCAGGGCUAUUCACCGACGUUCAACACGUCUGCUGCUCACGCCCAGCUAUGUGGACUGAGUCAGAGACUUCUGUAGUUUUACAUGGGAUGGGUGUGACGCGGGUGUACCGGGCAUCAAAAUAAAACAUUGCACUAGGGUUAAAUCUGUAUUUACACACCCUCUUACAUAAGUGGGGUUUUUAAGAUGACAAUAUUGAGUAUGUUUUGGUCUUGACCCGUAGAACUGCUCCCACCCACACUAGUAAAACUUUCUUUAGACUGAGUCGUGUUGGUUCUCAGUGCUUCACUUAAGUCCGCCUGUAGCACAAGUAUGACCUCAUUCACUUCUUUAUUGUACCAUCAUAUCUGAAAUGUUAUCUUCUGUUUGCUCAGGACGUUUUUACUGUUCUCUUUUAAUGGCAAAGUUCAUUCCUUACAUACUCCUUUCCACUCUCCUUGUUGCUCUCCUGGCCUCCCUCCUCCUCCCUCUGCCUCCCUCAGGACCCAGUAUGCAGGCAAGGUAUUAGAUGUUGCUGUUUUGGCACUGAAGCGUAGGGUGUUAAAUUACUAUUCUUGAGGCCAGUGGAGCUGAUACAGGCUGUGACAUUGAGGACUUUCUUUCCUGCUAAAAGGGAGCCUGGCUGUUACUUUAAUACCAUAGAGUGUUUUUGAGUGGAUCAGGGCUGUUGUAUAGUUUUCAGUUUGUGUGGGAAUAGAGUAAGAGACAUUUGCUAUUAGAAUAUUGGACAUGAAACGGGGAACUUUUUCCCUUUUUGCUGACUAAAUCCCCAUUUAGGCUUAGAUAAUAACUUAUAACCAAAAUAUAAAGAUUAUUGUCAGAGUAAGAAAAGCUUCCCACUAUGUUUCUGUCAGUGAAAGAUAUUACUUUCAUGGCUGGAUAUGGAGUUACAGUAUUGAGAUCCAGUUGUAAAGCCAGUUCACCUGAGGUUCACUUGUUAAGACAUUCGAUCCCUAUUGUUUGCUAAACACAAAGCAGAGCUGUGAAACUACCCUGACAUAUUUUUUUAAUCCAACAUAAAGAUAUACCUUUAUAAAAACAGCACAUUGCAAAAACUAUGUUCAAUGAAAAACAUUAAAACUUGUAAAAAAAAAAAGGCUGUGAAAGUUCUGAAGAGGUGCUAAAUCAAUAUUUUGGAUGAAGUUACCCAUUCUGCUCUUCUGACACAUUAUUGCCUGCACAGCUCAUGUUGUCCACUCACAGGAUAAAUACACACUCUCUCGUUAAUCAUUACACAUGAGACUGAAGUGCCCUUGACGGUUAAGUGCGGGAACCUGCCCAGCAGGACUGGUGACAGCGUGCAUCGGGCACGGCUCUUUAAUUCUGCACAAACAGAACAAGACAUGCACACCCUGUUGUUCCGUUAAUAACUGGAAAAAUGCAUUGUCUCUGUACUGUCAAUUGGGCUGCAAGACAAGAACAACCAGCUGUUUCUUUUUUUGGGCUGUAGAAAAGUUGAUGUCUGUGUAGUCGCAGUCAUGCUUAGGGUAGCGAUUGUUUGUCUUUGCUCGCUUUGGUGCUGGAUUUAAGGAGGGAAAUGAGGAAUGUUUGAAUUAGGCUCAGACUGACUUUGAUUACAUCACGUUGAUCAGAUACUCCCUGCGUGUUUGAAAGUGUUUGAGGAAUGUUGGUUUACUCCCAUGCCCCUUCCCCCAGUGUUAUUGCUAUCCUCCAAAGAGCCUGUCUGUGUGCCUGCUACUAUGUGUGACACUGUAAAAUGAAAUUCUCAACAGUGCACACACACACAUGAACUACUGAUUAGGGCCCGACCGAUUUAUCGGCGAGACGAUUAAAUCGGUCAAUUUUAGCCCGUUUGAGACUAAUCGGUAAUCGGACAAAACUCGCAGAUUUUCGGAUCAGAAAUAAAUUGCGAAGAAUAAGAUUUGGUUUCACUUCGAAAAUUUUCUGCCAUUUGAAAAGUUCCCCGACUUAUCCUGUAGAUAAUCUUCAUCUACUAACUACCUCACAGCACAGCAGAGUGACAGAUCUGAAGCAGGCAGUUCAGUGACGCACGGAGGAGAGUGGUCCGCCUCAACGGUACAUAAACCAGUUUGUGAAAUACACAAUAAGUCAACAAGUUUCAUUUCAACCCACUUCACGAUGUUCCAGCUGUGCUGGUCUUGGCCACACGAGUUAACUGUGAAGCACCAUGUAAUAUGCAAGCUAAAGUUAGAGUUAGCCACCUGCUAUUAGCCUUGCUACACUGUUAGCCGUGCCAGUAAUGGUAGAAUAAACAACAUUGCGUGAUCGAGCUACUCUCUUUACUAAGGCAGCUGCAUGUCUCCAGAUAAGACUGGACCAGAAAUGUGUAACGUGAGUUAAGACGCGGAGGCACCGAUGGGCGUGGGGUGGGGGGGUUGGGGUGGGGCUAGUUGAAAACGCUUUUCUGGUCCGAGUUUGAUCAGUCUGUCUUCCUGUCGUCGUGAAGAGCAGUAGCCUACAGUAUAUCUACAGUAUAUAGUAGUAUAGUAUACUUUAAAUAUCUACAGUGUAUUUAUUUCUAUAACUUCAUAAAAAAUUUAAAAAAUUGGCCAAUUAAUCAGUAAUCAGACCCCCCCCAAAAAAAAUCCAUAUCGGUUGGGCCCUACUACUGAUAACUGUGUUGUUAUCGAUAUGUUAUUCAAACUUUGUAGGUCUCACUUGACUUUUGUUUUGUGCUCUUUAGAUUAUAAAAACAUAAAUCCUUCUCAGGCAUAUGAAAUAUUUCUCUGACAUUUAUAAUGAUGUAGCAGUCUGUAAAAAUCAACACAACAAACUAUAAAAACAAAAGAAGAAGAAGUAAAGUAUCAGUCAACAUGCUGUUAAUGUCACUAAAUAGGCCUGUCGCGAUAAUCAAUAAAUCGCCUUAUCGCUCGAUAAAUAAAAACGAGGUCGGUCAUUUUGCCAGCCUCGAUAAUUGACGUGCGUUUGUUUUCCUCCUCUCUCGCUACCAAACACGCUGGAUGAGAGAAGAGGUCUCACUCUGCGUAUUUUUCUCGGCACCUGGGGGCGUUGGCUCUAUAGCGGAAUGAACGGAGUUAGUGAACCCUCCUGUCAGUCAUUCAGUGUCUUUGUCACGAGGGGGCUGGCGCGCACAGGCACACAGAUACAGACUUUUGGAUACAGUGCUGCAAGUGAGCGUCGUGAGUGAAAAGCAAGCAAACAGAAUGAACACGACAGCUUUGGUGUCUAAACCGAACGCAACAGCCCAAGUGUGGGAAUAUUUCGGCUUUAAACCACUUUUGUUUUCGUCAACCACAAAACUCCACGUGUGUGUGUGCGCGCGCGCGCGCGUGUCUGUGUGUUGGAGGAGCACAGCAGGCUGAUGAGAGCUGUCAGAGCGGACUGAAGCUGCUCCUAUAUGUUUAGCGUUUAACUGACUGAGUUUUGCAACUCUGUUCGUCAUUUUCGUCUCGUCCCAUCAACGUAAACGCACUUUCGUCUCGUCACAUUUUAGUCAUCUCCGACUUAUGUUUAGCUCGUCAACGCUACGUCUUCGUCGUGGGUGAAAUUAAAGUUUAUCACUUUUGACACGGUCUACUCGCAUUAUUAUGCCAUUUAAUAUCAUUAUCUAUAAUUUAAAAAACUGUGUCAAUAAUAUCGUUUAUCGGCAAUAAUUUGUUGCACAAUUAUCGUCCAGCAAAAUUUGUUAUCGUGACAGGCCUAUCACUAAAUAAUGCGUGACUAACUGCCAUAGUUUAAAAGUAAGUGUUAUCAGUGUCAGUGCAUAGCUCAAUCCUGACGUUUGUCUAAUGUUUGGUUGCAUUAGUGCACUUUUAAUAUCACAGUAUGAGUCGUGGUGUGCUGUCUGAAGGGUUGAUAGAUUUGUGCACUUACAUGAGAGUUGUUAUCAAUAAUAAUCAGCAAGUGGAACAGUUUGAGAACUGUGCUGGGGAACAAAAGAGUUCAACUUCAUAAGGGGAAAAACUUGUCAUAAUAGACACUUCUGCUACAGUGUUGGUCCUGCUAUUAAUAGCGCAGCUUUAGUUUGUACAAGCAGGAAGCGUAAUGACUCGACUUGGUUGUUUUGGCUUCGGUUUUUGAAAGAGCUCUCCAGAACACUCCUACCUAUCCGUGGCAGACAAUAAGAGCUGAUCCUGUACAACAGAGAGGACAUGAGGGGAGAGUUCAACAAAGCUGUGAUUGUCAGGCUUUAUCAGCGAGUGGCAUGGAGCUCUGCACAGGAACUGGAACAAACUGUUUACUAGUUAAUGACACCUAUCACUCUCCGGUCUGACAAGACAGAGCAGACUAAUGACAAAGCUGAAGCAUUUACGACCAGAGCCACUACAAAUGAUCAUACAGGGAUUAUUUAUAGCACAUUGUUCUGUUUUAUAUAGGACUUGUAUUUCGCCUAGUUAACCCCACCUUCAGUGUGCUUCUAUGUGGACUGGUAGGGCCAGUUUAUUAACAAAUGAACUUCAGGAUUAAAAUACAAUUUGAUUAAAAACAAACAGAAGUUAGGGGUGAUACUUUUAUGGACCAGGAUUUUGGUUUAAACUAAAGGCCUGCAAGAAUUUUACUUAAAAUUGUAAGAACACGCUCAGCUGUUUUCCAUUAUUAAAAUAUAUUGCUUUCCUGUCAGACAGACCAUGUGGUUCCUCAAUGUAUGUAAAUUAUGAUGGUGGACUCCACAGCAGGUAAUCCUUGAGAGGCCUAUGAAUGAAAGUUCACUUUUUUUUGCAUUUUCUAAAUAUCAAACUUUUUGGUAUGAAAUUAUUUUAUUAUUUUGUUUUUCAUCAUAGAUAAUAGAUCAUAUUAACUAGUGUGAAAAUCAGCAAGUCAUUAAAAAGAUAUCUUAAUUUAAUAUUUUAGAGUCUGUUAUAUGGAAGUAAAUCUGUGCCAUCUGAUUUUGAAUUUGAAUUUCUAAAGCGGAAUUUUUCUUUUGCAUCAAAAUCGGACUUUUAAUUUCAAAAUCAUCGAAUUUCAAGCACGCAUUUUUAUUUCGGACACUUGUUUUUUUUUCACACUGAUGAACUAAAAUAAGUGUAAAAAAAAAUAGGUCUCAAAAUAUUUGUUUCGUAGAAAUUUGACUAAAAAAGAAACUGUGGGAAAAAAAAUUCAGCAUAAAAAAAAUUCAGUGUCAAAUAAUUCAGUGUAAAACAGACCGACUCAAGCAAUUGAUUUCUCAGUCUUCCACUGGGGUCGGUGCCACAUGACCAAUCUAGCAUUAUUUGAUUGGCUGGACGAUGGAUGAUUGAUCGAGGAAUUGAUUGCUCUCCCUUAAGUUUUUUUUUUUAAGUUGAGUUUUUAACAAACAAAUCUUUUAAGAGACUGAUUUAUUUUACACUGAAUUUAUUCCAUCAUUGUGAAAAAAUAAGAGUCAGAAAUCAAAAUGCAUGCUUGAAGUUCGAUAGUUUUGAAAUUCAGUCUGAUUUUGAUGGAAAAAAAUUCAGCUUUUGAAAUUCAAAUUCAAAAUCAGAUGGUACAGUUUUACUUCCACACUGUUACAGAUGGUGUUUUCAGGGAACGUUUAUCUUCCUCGUUCUAAACAUGACUACUAUCUUUUCUUUUCUUUUCUUUCAUUUGCAGCUGGUUCAAACUUGUCGACAAAACUGGAAAAGCAGACAAGCCACGAGGAGAGGUGCUGCUGGAUAUCACAUUCAUGAGAAACAACAUGUCAGCGAGCAUGUUUGACCUUUCUAUGCAAGACAAGCCCCGCUCCCGCAUCUCUAAGCUGAAGGACAAAGUCCGGGGGAAGAAGAAGGACGGUUUCUCCGACUCCGCUUCAGCUAUUGUCCCCUCUGUCAGCCAGGUCCUCACUGACAGUGAUGGAGAGCAUGAUGCACAGUCCCUCAAUCAGUUUCCAGGAACCAAAAAGAAAUCUAAACUCAAAUCACUCUUCGCUCCCAAAUCAAACUUGCAGCGCAACGUCUCACAGUCCAUGUCGACACUGGGGACUCUUCCUGAGAAGAAUUCAUCCCUCAGUGGCAGCCGUUCAUCUGGCCUCAAUGUAGAUUCCCCUGAAGGUAACUUAACCCCGCUGCUCUCUGUGUGCUUUGUAUGUUUACAGUUCUGUGUUUCCUCUGCAGCACAGUGCAGGUUAAAUAAUGGUGUUUUGCAUGACAACAAUGACUUUAUGCUUCACUGUCUCUCCUUCCUCAGGAAAGAAGAAAUUCAAAUUCCUCGGCCACAAGAGAUCAGGCAGCUCUGACAGCAAGGUCUCACAGGGUCCUUUCUCUUUACUGGGUCGCAACAAGCAGAGCAACAGUGACUUGAACAACUUGUGCAUCAACGGCAGCCAUGUUUACACCGAAGAAGAGUCCAAGAGUGGAUCUACUCUCAGUCUGAACAGCUCAGGCCAGGGAUCUGUGGAGGACGUCCACAAACACUUCUCCGAAGUCUCCGUAGACGCCUCUAGACGUGUUCCUGUUCCUACCCUACAGGUAGAGUCUACAGACAAAGCAAUGCUGGAGCAAAGGCGCCACCUAGAGGAGGAGGAAAGAAGACAGGCAGAGGAGAAGCGCCUAGCAGAGGCCAAAAAGCGGGAGGAAGAGGAGAAAUACAGGGCAGCAGCCAAGAGACUUCAAGAAGAAGAGGAGCGUAGGAUACAGGAGGAGCAGGAGUUCAAGAGACGCUUCCUUGAGGAGGAAGCUAGGAGAAAGAAACAAGAGGAAGAACUAAAGAAGCAAGAGGCAGCAGAAAAACAGAGGAUUGAAGAGGAGCGACGCAAAGCUGAGGAGCAGAAAUCUCAGGAGGAGGCCUCCAUGAGCGAAAGACUGUCUUCUCUGUUCGGAAUAAUCAAAAAGAAGGAAGAGAAGAAGGAGGAAGCACCACCAUUUAUCAAAGAGGAGCUGCCACCAACUCCUCUUGCCAGCUCCAAAGACCCCGAUCAAUCCCUCUCCCACCGCUCAACCAACCCGUUUGAGGACAUCCCCCUCAGCUCAGAUACUCCAGCCAGCAGCAACGACAGCCCAGCUGAUCAUCAGAAACCCCCAACCCCCUCUGCAAUGACCUUCCUGAACCGGACCGCCAAAGUGUCUGCAGUCAAACCCAGGUAGGCUUCCUUUUCUUCAGUCUACAUACAUUCAGCGUUUUCUCAAUGCAUGUCCUGUUUAUUCCUGCAGAUGUUGAAUAAUCUUGGUUACUUGUGGUCACACUGUUCUUAGACUUUCUUGACCGGAAUCUAAAAACUGCAUUUAGCUGGUCAAGAUGAGAAACUGCACACACUGAUGAUAUUCAUGAAUUAGAAGACUUUAUUUUCUUGUCAACCACGAACAAGCAUGAGGCACGAAAUCUAGACGAUGUAAUUUCAGAGAACCAGUGCAUGUUUCUCAUUGUUGAAUAUCACCUUACAUACAUCACGCCUGUCAACACUAAAACUUGGGAAUUUCACAACUUUCCCUCUUGUUUAUUGUUCACACUGACUCAAACAUGUGACCGUCUUGAAUCACCAAAACUUCAAAUUCAACCCCGCGGUUGCUGAUGGGCCAGUUGAACCGGUUUGGCCCCCGCACAGAUGGGAAUCUGGGUGGGGCUUGUGUUUGCGAGGAUGUUGUGGAACAGGUAGUGGACUGAGCAGAGCUCAUAAAGAGUGACUGCGCCACAGUGCUGCCUUCUUGGAGGACGUCUUGGGUGACUGGAUUUGUCUUUUGAAUUUUUUUAGAGUUAUUUUUGGACUUUUCAUCAUUUGUAGUUUUGUGUUUGCUCGAUGAUAAUGGUAAGGAGCUUUUGAAGCCUUUGGUGGUGCUGUUGUGUGUUCAAGAGUGCUUGCUAGAUAGCAGAUUGUAGUUCAGAAAUUCAAGGUUAGUUCUUUUGUUUAGCUGUGUCAUAUUCUUGUAUUAUGAUAGUAUGAUAAUCCAACAAUGAUCAUGUUAGACAAAUGUCACAUUGUCGUCUUUUCAAAUUUGUGGGUGGACCAAAGCUAAAAAUAGAGCCAGUCAGUGUGACGCCUGAACAUACAGAGAUUCUUCCUCAGUAGGUUGACAGUGAACUGUGGCAGCUUUAAGAACUGCAGGUGUGUAAAAGUUGUGGGGAGUCAGUUAGAUGUUGAUCAAUGUUAAGUCCUGUAGCUAUUUGAGGUUGUGCAUAUGAAUUUGAUUGUUUUUGUUGACAUGUGUGAUACAACUUAAAGUGGUGAUGGGCUGUGUAUUGAUGGGAAUGACCCUCGGUGAUGGUCACACUGACCUGUAGGCCUCUGUUUUCAUUCUCUGGCAGAUCAACUCAGUCUGUGGAGUCUGAACCUGCUGACUCCCAAUCCCCCAGCCAGCCGUCUUAUUCCCCCGUCACCUCUGAUCCCACCCUCCCUAGUGUCCUGUCAGAGUCCCCUGAUAAUUUGCCCGGCCUCCCCUUGUCUUUGACUCCGUCAAAUUUAAGUGAAAGCCCGCCUAGUUCUCCUCGUGGCAGCACAGAGGAUUUGUCCUCUGGGGGAUCUUCACCCACCAUGGCGGAGAAGAAGAAAAGAGCCCCUUUGCCUCCUUCACAUCAAGUGCUUGUGACUCAAACAGGAGGAAAUGGAUAUCUGAUCAAAGAGCUCAAGCAUUCUGCAUAUGAAGAAAGACCGCAACCAGACAUCAAACCAACCCUUCCACUUCCUGAUUAUGAUACCCUUUUCCCUCAUAAGAGACACGGAGUGCAAGGCCACACCAAAUGGGACCACUUAAUCGCAGAAGUCAACCAGAGAAACAGAGACCUCGGGCCUGAGCUUGUGGGCCCAGAAAUGAGCGUUGAUGGCCCAGAGGAGCCCGAACCCCGGCUUAGAGCUUCUCACACCCAGGAGAGUCCGGCUGUGGUCCUUUAUCAACCACAUCCCGAGACCAAACCUGUGUCCACAAAAAAAGGAGCAGCCCCACCUCCCCCUCAAUCAGGGGGGCCAAGACUGGGCCCGACUACUGCUCUCCAACCUCCCAUGAGGUCUAGUCCAUCUCCAGUACCAGGACCUGCAAACCCUGAUAUUUUAAGCAGAGAAAGUCUCCCAGUGAAAUCUAAGGACGAGGCGAGGAAGGUGUUGCGCCCAUCACCUGCAGCGCUGAAUUCAACCAGACCAACCAGCCAAACCAACUGGGAUUCAACGCCACAAGAUGAUCCGAGACAAGCCGGUGCGAACAAAGAGCCACCCAUGGCCAAACCCAGACAGAAAGCUAACGGCAAAGAGCUGUCGAAGCAGGAAGAUCUGAACCUCACACUGGGUGUUUCUGACAAAAAUCUGAGCAGUGAUAUCCAACAAAGUUUGGAUCUGAGCAGCAUGGACAAAAAGAGCGGGCAGUCAAAGGGCAGCUUUGCUGGAUUUGACCCGUUUCCCACUUCGGAUCUUCUUACUAAAGAUCCCUGGGCACAGCCAAAGCAGAGCAAAGAGGUAGAUCUUUUUGCCGGAGUGGUCCAGAAAGACCCAAAAGUGGAAGCUCGUGGUAUGACACCCGAGGAUCUUGAUGACAUUUUUAACAAGGACAAACCGGCCGAUCCAUUUGCUGAUUUUAAUGGCGGCAGUUCAAACAAUGAAAAAGAUGAAGACAGUUCAGGUUUUCUGAGAAGAAAUUCCAGCAGGCGAAAAACACCUCCACAUCCCACAUCUUACCUCGAUAACAAGCCCAAACCUCGACAAGAACCCGCAAAAAAAGAUGAAACAAGCACAAAAACAGCUAAUGGAGGCCUCCCUGCAGGAGAGGAGGCGGUCACACCAAAGCUUCAAGCCGAAGUGAAAACAGCGAGCUCUCGUUACAGAGCCGAGGAUGCAUUUGAAGCUGAACCUUUUACCCUAACUUCCUCUCAGCCCCUCCCUGUAGUCAUAGAGGAACCAGCCUCUCCGGCAGAAGGUGUUUCUGGGGGAAAGGCGCCCGUGAGAGCAUGGGUCUCACCCUCUGAAGUUCAGCCUGUCAGUGCUCAGAAUAGCAAUGGAGGUGGGCUAGCCUUGUCUGCACGCAGGUGAGAUUAAACAGGCCGCUAACAGGUUAUACUUUGGUGGACUGGUUUUGUAGACUUUAUGGAGAAAGGGCUGCUGCUGUUGUUGAUAUGGGAGGCAGGUGUUGGUGUUGGGAUUUAACCCUGGGUGUGUGUGACUACUUGGACAGCUUGUGAUUUAUCGGACACUCACCUCUGAGUUUUAUCCGGAUCAAAGUGGGAAGAUUUGUCAAUCACAAGAGAAAUCUCUUCAGUUUUUUCCCCCUGCACUACAUAUAUGUCUCAUCACCUCUGUGAUGUCUUUGUUGCGUAUUGCUUUUGAAACAGGAAUCCCUUUGAGAGUUUUAUGGUAAUGUUUGCCCUUUUCUUACAGGCCUCAUCCUGUGAAGCCCAUGAGCUCAGCUGAGAGUCAGAAUCUCUUUAGCGGUCCAGCUGGGAAAGAAAUAAAGGGCCGUGACAGCACACCAGGGAAAAUCCAGGUAAUAUAGUGUUGAUAUGAGUGAUAUACUGAGACCAAAUAGAUAUAUCACAACAGGUUUUUUGUAUUUUUCUGUAAGAGUAACACCAACAUAAAGAUUUCCUAUAGUCUGUUUGUAUUUUUUUGACAUUUUAAUGCUGGGAGAUGUAACCUUUCAAAGUUAAGUGUUAAACUUAAUCCGUCACGUCUGGCAGCUUCAAAGUAAAUUAAAAUUCUCAUCUUUUGUUCACCAGCUUAAUCAACAGCAGAAAAUAAAUGGAUUUUCUGAUGUUUGCUCAGCUGUUAAGAAAAAUAUUAAAAAAGAGAUAAUAAAGGGGUUGGAGGAGAGGUAAAAAAUUUUUGUCCAAGUGUUUUUUCUCAAAGUUAACAAAGGUAACUCCAAGAAAGCCCUCUGCUUAAUUAUUCAUCAUGAAACAAAUCAUGAAAUUCACAGCUCAACAUGUACUUAAUUAAGUCGGCCUGCGUGUGUUAAUUAGAAUGCAUUUACUGUAUUCUCAGGUGGGAGACUCCGUCGAAAGCGGACCUUAUACCCAGUUGACGCAGGAAGAGUUGAUCACACUGGUGGUGAAGCAGCAGACCGAUCUGUCGAGGAGGGAUGCGAAGAUCGUAGAGCUGGAGGAGUACAUCGACAACCUGCUGGUCCGUGUCAUAGAGGAGAAACCCGCAAUCCUGCAGUCUCUCAACGCUGCAAAACCGGUGUAG